Molecule: messenger RNA, 2214 nt
Organism: Colletotrichum phormii
Lineage: Eukaryota; Fungi; Ascomycota; Sordariomycetes; Glomerellales; Glomerellaceae
Product: AMP-binding enzyme
Exons: 4
Coding region: 315-1979 (554 amino acids)
Biological process (GO): secondary metabolic process
Molecular function (GO): CoA-ligase activity
Source: RefSeq, a predicted model, not a curated record
UCGGUCAGCUACCUAUUCUCCAAUUGCUCACUUCUUCACGUCUAAUUUAUUGAGUAGUAAUUCAUUCCGCGUGCAUUGACCUCUGACUAUCACUUCCCCCAACGUCUACGACCUUGACUCCAAUUUAACCUUCUUCAAGCUCCUCAUCUCCAUCUUUGUUAUCUCUCUCCUUUACUUUUGUUCCGUGGACACGGCAAGCUGAACUACAGUAGAGCUCUACACAACCCGUUUACGCAUAUUAGAGAGCGGGAAUUCUACGAGGAUAAUCAACAACACGAUAGCUUCCAGAUUUGACAAACUCAACGACCCUCAAGAUGGGUACCGUUGUGGAGAAGCGGGGCGGCCAGACGAUUUACAAGUCCCCAGAUCACAUUGAUCUUCCCAAAGUCGACCUCCUCACAUUCCUGUUUGACUCACCAAACGAACGGCUGCGCGAUGACACAGUCCUUCACGCCGACGCGGCAGAUCCAUCCAGAUCAAUCACCAAAUCCCGCCUUGUAAAGGCUCUCAAACAGCUCGGCCAUACCCUCCGGCACCAGUAUGGCAUCAACAAAGGCGAUGUCGUGCAGGUCAUCUUCACAGGCCACUACAUGGCACCCACCGUCUUCUACGGCAUCAUGGCAGCGGGCGGCACCGUCGCGGCGUCAACGCCCUCCUCCACCCCGCCAGAGGUUGCGCGCCAGAUCAAUCUCACCGAGAGCAAGAUGGUCAUCUGCAGCCCCGAUCUCAAGGCACUAGCCGCUGCUGGUGGGUCAGCAGCAGGACUCCCCGAUGACCGGAUUCUCUACAUUGGCGAUAGCCACGAGUUCCAGCUGUUCGAGGCCAAGACGGAUAAGCGAGUCCCUCUCUCGACGCACGAGCUCGACUGGGAACGGGUGACGGACCAAACGCGACUCGAGAACACUGUAGGCUGUUACAUUUACAGCAGUGGCACCACUGGUAUCCCCAAGGCAGUCAAAAUUUCUCACGCAAACAUGAUUGCGCAGACCAUGUUCAUUUCAACGCCGACGAUAGAAUAUUACAAGACGCACCCAAAGAUUGAGUACAUCACGCUCGCGCAUCUGCCGGCGGCUCAUAUAUCUGGUCUCCAGGCCUACAUCGUCAAUCAGACCUUCAUGGGCGGCAUCGUCUACUGGAUGAAGAAGUUCAACUUUGUGGAAUUCCUGGACUACGCGAAAAAGUACAAAAUCACCUCGUUCUUCAGCGUACCGCCCAUCUAUCUCAUGAUUGCGAAAUCCCCGUUGGUAAAGGAUCACCUCGACACCGUGGAGUUUGCCUUCACGGGAGCUGCUGCCCUGGGAGGAGAAACCCAAGCCGAAGCACAGCGAAAAAUGGGCAAGGGGAAAGCGAUCCUCGGUCAGACGUGGGGUCUUAGCGAAACGACCGGUGGGUUCACGAUCCUCCCACGCCACCUCACAGACGACACUGGCAGCGUCUCCAUGAUUGUAGCCAACUGCGAGGCUCGCCUGGUCGAUGAUGAGGGGAAGGACGUCGAGGUCGGACAACCUGGGGAGAUGUGGUGCCGCGGGCCAAUCAUCACCAAGGGGUACUACAAGAAUGAUAAGGCCAACAAGGAGGCGUUUGUCGAUGGCUGGUUCUGCACGGGUGACCGCUUGUCUUUCAAGGAUGGAAAAUUCUACUUCGUUGAUCGGAAAAAGGAACUCAUCAAGUACAACGGAUUCCAGGUGGCACCAGCCGAACUUGAAGCAUUGCUGGUCACGCACCCGAAGAUCCAAGAUGCAGCAGUAAUUGGCGUCGACGGCGAAGGCACCGAACUCCCAAGGGCCUACGUGGUCGCCGAUAAGAAACAGAUUUCUUCCGAAGAAAUCCAGAAGUGGGUGGCAGAUCAGGUUGCAAGUUACAAGAAGCUUCGUGGUGGCGUCAUUUUCAUCGAUGCCAUCCCAAAGAGCCCCUCGGGAAAGAUUUUGCGCAAGGAUCUAAGGGCACUUGUCAAGCGCGAGGCUGGAGCCAAGCUUUGAUAGAAAUCAGGUGCUAAGACACCCCAUGGAAAGUGUAAACGAACGUCCUGCUCACUUGCUUAAACGCCGCCAUUCAUGGCUCGGGGCUUAGUCCUGAAUUUCCUUUGAUUGUGGUUCCCCAGAUGCUAUGUAAAAUUAAGCCUCAAACUUUGACGCCUGGUACUGUAAAGUGAUUCGUUCUAAUCCAGGUGGGGAUAGUAUGAAAUCAAAGUCGAUCCAUACGCCUAAUGGAACC